AUGACCGUCAUUGGCAAGUACAGCAAUGACAUGAGGAAGAGGCGCCAUUAUUCAGUGUUUUGGAUUGGCAAAGCAGUGUUAUUUCUGCAUCUUGGAGUGAGGAGCUAUCAGAUAAUUCUUCAAUGUAGGUACCUGUGACACUAGCAAAAAGUCAGAAGUUACUAUUUAUAUUGUGUGCCAGGUCAUUAAUGUGCUACAUGAACAGUGCAGACCCUAACAAACCUUCCUGGGGAAUAUCUGAAGUUAUUUCAAUAUCUGUCAACGACUCUCCAUCCAUAACAUGCUGUGGGCACCUACUGAGAAACACCCAUUUCAGUCACAGAUUGCAUUUGAUAUGCCAACUGAUACUAUUUUUGUUAACAAUCAGUGUUGUGGUACAGAACCAAAUGCUUUUUGGAAUUCAAGAAAUACUGCAUCCACCUAACUGAUUUUCAGAUGCCAUGUAUGAAGAGCAAGAGUUAAGUCUUGUAUGAUUGGUGUUUUUGGAAUCAAUCCUGGUUGAGAUGGAAGGGUUUGUUCUGUUUCAUUAUGUUUCAUUGUGUUUUAAACUUUCACUCUCCUUGCCCAGAUUUCACUUUUCUUUCCUGAUGUCCAGCUCCAGAUAUUCAGUAGUCAUCAUUUGUUGGAAGCUUUUUGCACCAAGAGUGAACUCUCUCCUCUUGUUUUAUCAGGCAACAGUUUUUGCAUGAGAAGCGUACCAUUCCGUGCUUGGCUUCAGAUUUUCAUGGCUAUAUAAGAGGCAGAAUAGCAUCUCCUGUCAUGCAUUCCAAGAGGGAGAUCACAACAGACAACAUCAUGAACCACUUGGCAAUUCUUUCCUGUGUUGCUGUCUGCGUGUGUGUUGGGCUGGUUUCAGCUGCAAGAGUAGAACUUGUACCUGUGUAUGAUCAAGUCGUUGAUGAAUCAUCAUUUGUUCCUCAAGUUAUUCCCAGAAGUGCUUCAGAUUUAGAAACAGCUGCAAGUGGUCAUGGUCACUAUGGUCGAGUGCAGAUCAAGGUGUACAGAGGACCUACAACACAUGGACACCAUGAACACUUUGCUCCUCAUGGAUUCUGGGUGAAACAACCAGCUGAUGACCAUCAUUAACUGUGUUGCUGCAGUACUUGUUGAUCAAAGCAAGUGUAAUAAUUUGUUAUCUGUUUUUACAAUAAAGAUGUUGAAAUAA
Schistocerca gregaria is the source of this 1165-nucleotide messenger RNA. RefSeq lists its product as uncharacterized. The record is from RefSeq and is a predicted model, not a curated record. NCBI's taxonomy places the organism in Eukaryota, Metazoa, Arthropoda, Insecta, Orthoptera, Acrididae. The coding region runs from base 760 to 1086 and encodes 108 amino acids. The transcript has 5 exons.